AUGAUGGAGGAUGACGAGAUAGAGCAACUUUUUCAAUUUGAAGAGGUACCUAUUGAAGUUGACGAAGCUUCUCCUGAAUUCGACGAGAACGGUUUUCAAUUUUUCAAAGAGUUUCCACUUGAUUUGAUGAAGGAUAUUUGGAAAUAUGUGAGUGUUUUUUUUUAUAUUUGAGAACUUAGUUGCUCCUGAAUCAUUAAAAAAUAUUAUCUGGUUUAAAAAAAAUUGACAAAUUUCUGAUGUUUUAGAAUCUAUGAAUUUUGAUUUUUAGCUUCCAUAUCGCGAUGCUCAAAAUUUUCGAAGAGUGAACAAAGUGAUUAGUAUGGAUUAUCAUGAAAACCGUAGGUACAUUGAUGGUCCAAUUUGCGAAAUUGUGAUUGAUGCUGAAGGAUAUUUAUGGUUAGAAGAACUAGAGAAAAAACUUAUGGGUCACAAUAAUAAUAUAAAUGUGAUUUGCACAACACUUUCUGUAUUUUGUAAUGAUGUUGUAUUGGAGAACAUAAUGACCAUAAUUGAUACUUGGACAAUCAACCAAUGCAUAAUAAGAUGCUCAAGAAUGACCAACGAUGUCAUUCAAUAUCUUCAUGACAAAUCCGAAUCAUUACGGAUAUAUUCACACAUAAUUUCACCCAAUUCUAAUUACCUCGAAAUGUACUUGCCAAAACUUCUGAUUGUGGAACACGAAGUGCCAUUGCAUAUUCCUGAUUACGAAAGUUUUUUCGAACUAACACCAAACUUGGAGGGUAUAAUAGUUAAUUUGAAAGGAGACCAUUUGAUGCCGCUUCUCAACAGUUUGAAAAAACAUUGGCCAGACAAAUUAGAAAUUAUCAUAAUCCGGAGAAACGAACAACAUUUUCCGGAGGGAUUUCUUUAUCCACAAUUCAGGUAUAUUUUUUUCACUACAUUUGACACAAAUUUGGACAUUAGAAAUUUGGAUAAAUAAAUUUUACAGAGACUUAAUCCAAGACUUCUAUGAUCAUUUUCACAAUGAACUCAACAUUGUUUAUAGAUUGGAUAGUAAGGAUUUGAUAAUAACUCCUCUACACAUCACUAUAUAUCAUUUUCCUAAAAGGAUUGUAAUAGAUUUGGAGCAAGCUCUUUUUAAUGCUAUCUAA
Molecule: messenger RNA, 1112 nt
Organism: Caenorhabditis angaria
Lineage: Eukaryota; Metazoa; Nematoda; Chromadorea; Rhabditida; Rhabditidae
Source: the annotation of a GenBank genome assembly